AUGGCCGACCUGGACCUCUCUGGCCCCAGGCUGAAGGCCUCCGGCUUCGGCGGCCUCGGCUCGGGGCCCGCGGCGAGCCCGCGCGGGGAGGAGGGCGACGUCGGGGGCUGCUUCUAUUACUACACGCUCCCCGAGCUCGCCCCCUGGUUCUGCUUCGAGGGCCACUUCGACACCUACGAGCUGGAGGACACGGGGCGCCGGCCGGCCAUGAUCUGGGACGACGCCGAGGGGGCGGAGGCCAAGGUCGAGGCCGGCGAGGUGCUCUACCCGUGCAUGGCCGCUGUCUGCAUGGGCUGGUCGUGGGCCUUCUUCUUCGCCAACGAAGCUGCCACCCACCGUGUGGAGCGGACUUUGGACGGAGGUGCUGACCAGAUCAUGCGGGAGAUGCAGCCUGCUCCAGUUUUGAAGCCUGGCAAGUGCGUGGCCGGCGCGUGCGUGGACAACGCGCAGGUCAUCGGUGGCUGCGCAGGCGACGCCGGGAAGCAGAUGCAUGAGAUUGAGAAGAGCUUUUGUGAAGAUAACAAACCUUUUGACGUGGGGCCUCGCGACGGUUUUGAGAUGCAGUCGCUGGGCCUGCGCUGGCUCGGCCACGCGGUGAACUUGAACCAGCUGUGCCCGGAGGCCAUGUCCGCGCUGAGCGUACCCAGGCGCGCGUGGCCGUCCGUGAAGUCCGAGAUCCGCUGUGCGAUGAACCUCUUUUUCCUGAUGGAGGCCGACCUGGGCGCCACCUUCUCCAACGAGGUCUACUGCGGUGACUCCUCCACCCGAGGCUACGCCCUCCACGUGACGAAGGCCGAGCCCGGCGAGUUGCGCGAGGCCUGGAGGUGGAGAGAGCGCUGGCGCUACCGCGACAUCCCCGUGCAGGAGGGCCACAUGACCGACGGCCUCGGCCACGUGCGGGGCGACGCGCCCGGCCUCGCGGCGGAGCCGCGCACGGCCUUCGGCCAGGUCGACCUGGGCGCGGGGGCCCCUCGCCUGGCCGACGGCUGGACCGGGCGCCAGCGCUGCCAGCUCGUCGCGGCGGACCGCUGGCGCUGGCAGGAGGAGUACAUCAAUCUGAAGGAAGCUCGGGUGGCCUUGAUGGGCCCACGGCGUCACUGCCGCACGGCGGGGCGGCUGGGCGCGGAGCUGCUCACCCUCAGCGACAGCCAGGUGACCGUGGGGGCCUAUGAGAAGGGCCGCUCCAGCGCAGGGCUGCAGACGCUGUGUCGGCGAGCGGCAGCGUACCGCCUCGGCGGCCAGAUCGCAUGGCGGCUCCGCUACAUCGAGACGGAUCGGAACCCGAGCGACCAGGACUCGCGCCGCUGGGGCACGAAGCGCGCGGCGGGGUCGGACCGGGCGGCGCUCUUGCUGUCGCGGGUUGGGCUUCCCUUCGCCGACCCCGUGGACAUGAAGGACGUCUGGGAGUUCGAUUUGUCUCGCAGAAGCACGCAGGACUUUAUCUUGGAUCUGGAAAAGCUGGGGGUCGAGUUCGCGCUCUUCACGGCCACUCUCUGUCACAUAUUAUCUCGCAGGGUGUGCUACUGGAGCGUCGAGAAUCCCAGGACUUCGAGACUGUGGAGUUUCGAGCCCGUCGCUCGACCUCGAGGGCUGCCCGCCGCCAUCGAGGUGAAUUUCGAUAUGAGUAUGUUUGGGGCACCCUACCGGAAGCCUACUAGGAUCCUGACGAACGCGGGGGCCCCGAGGGCCCUGGGGGAGCGACCCCGCGUCUCGCACAAGCACGCGGUCAUGCUGCACGGGCGCCUCACACCCCAAGCUGCCGCAUAUCCGUCAUCGUUGGGCGCAUGCUGGGCUGGCAUUUUGGCGGCCGGUCUUCCCCGGGGAGCGCUCGCCCGCGCCGUCGACUUCGACCCUCAGGAGCUCCGACAUGGGCUCCUCUGGGCAGCGGGCCGUCAGCCGACGCCUAGUGAAGCGGCAAUGCGCGGCGAGGGCAACGAGCUCGCCGGCGACGCCUGCAGAGCCGCCGACGAUUUCUUCGGGGCAGACCCCGCCAUCCAGUUCGGUCAGCCGUCGGCGGCGCGCCACGGGGGGGCCCUCCGGGUCCAGAGGCGCGACACGCUGGUCAUAGCGACAAUGGCGAACGACACUCUCAAGCGGUGCGCGGCUGCGGUGCGCGAGCUCGAACUCCACGCGAAGGCCAAGAAGCUCGACCUGCAGCCGCUGAGCUGCCUCAACGACUCCCUGCUCCCGUACUUCGUAGACCCGUUCGACGACGGCUUCGACGCGUGGGAGGGCCGCAACACUUUCUACUGCUACAGGCGCCCGCGGUUCCCGGCGACCGACACCAUCGUAGACAACAUCGCGCUGGACCUGGUGGAUCACAUCAUGCCGCUCCUGGGCGCCGCGGUGGUGCUCGAGAUGGACGCCAACCCCCUGCCCUCCGGGACCGUGGAGCUCCGACCAAGCCAGAUCCUGCCGCCCGCGCCGGCCGCGAAGCCUGGCGUGCACUUUGGCGCAGUCAUCGCGCCCUCCAACUGGCACGAGACGACAAAGACAGGCGGCCAGGACGACAGCACGCUGAACAGAAACGCGGCGCAUCCGUGGCUGGCGAGAGUGACGAACCUCCUCUUCAAGCCCAAGGCGCCCUACCCUCAGAGGCUAUUCACAUUCACCCUGGUCACCCUGCCCGAGUUCGAGCGCGCGGUCAAGCGCAGCAUGGACCGCCUGGGCUACGCGCCCCUCAAAGUGUGCCCUCGCGUCUUCAGGCGCAGCGGAGCCUCGAACAACAAGGCCCGCGGUCGCCGGACGUAG
Messenger RNA from Prorocentrum cordatum, 2751 nucleotides. Lineage: Eukaryota; Dinophyceae; Prorocentrales; Prorocentraceae. The record is from the annotation of a GenBank genome assembly.